AUGGAUACGGAAAACCACACCCGUGAUCGUGCCGGCAUGGCUUCUUUUCCCGACGUGAUGAACGACCCAGCCUUCGAUGAGAGGGAAAAGGGCUUUGAGGAGCUUGAUACCUGUCGAAUAUGCCACGGUGAGGCCUCGGAGGAAGAACCGCUCUUCUAUCCCUGCAAGUGCAGCGGCAGCAUCAAGUUCGUCCACCAGAUGUGCCUAGUGGAGUGGCUAUCGCACUCACAGAAGAAACACUGUGAGCUGUGCAAAACACCUUUUCGCUUCACCAAACUCUAUGACCCGAACAUGCCCCAAAGCCUCCCUACGCCCCUGUUUCUGAAGCAAGCAUUGAUCCAAAGCUUUCGGACCAUCGUGACAUGGCUGCGAUUUGUUCUGGUGGCAUUCGUCUGGCUGGGAUGGUUACCAUGGUCAAUGCGUGCAAUAUGGAGGGCAUUAUUCUGGCUCGCCGACGGCCGAUGGUCGGCCAGUGACUCUGCGCAGGGCCGCGUUGCGCAAGUUGCCCAGACAGGCGUUGGGGAAUUGGUUCUGAAUGGCACCAUGUCGAGCAAUGGGGUCAACUCAAUGACCUCGACGGUCUCCAAUGCGGCCAUGCCAUCAGCCAGCUCUUUUCCUACCACGCAAUCGUCCUUCUUGAGCUUCCCGGCUGGUGAGCCACUUAUGCUUACCAUGAUAAAAAAAGUCAUUCCAUCCUUAUUCAUCCCUGCUUUCACCUCCCGCGGCAGCGAGGGUGGUAUGGGUUCAACCAACGCGACAUCUAGCUCGGGCAAGCCCCGAUACCCCUCAUGGCUUUCGGAUGUCAAGUUUCUCAACUCGUUAACCCCGUACCCAACCAUCAAUAACAUGAUCAUCGACACCUUGGAAGGACAGCUCAUUACCCUCCUUGUGGUAAUCGCCUUCAUCCUUCUUUUCCUGAUCCGCGAAUGGGUUGUCCAACAGCAACCAAUGGCCAAUAUUGCAGAGGGAGAACGGGAGGCUGCGGUGCAGUUAAUUGCCAAUAACCGCCCUAAUGAAGAUGAAGCUCCGCGACCCGAACUCGGUCCUGCCCGCCCGGAAGAUGGUCUUGACCAUUAUCAAGAGGGUCAGGCCUGGGAUGAGGAUGGCAGGAUUCCUCGCUCUUCCACACAGUCUCCCGCUCCCUCCUGGAGGACUGACUCUGAUGACGGCUUGCCGCACUUUGCGAGACCCCCAGGACAAAUCGAUGAUCAAGCCUAUCGUCCUAUGGAUCUUCCCGAUAUACAUUAUGAUACUUUCUUCGACAACAAUCAUGAUUUGUACCCGAGUCCUCGUGGAGUUGCUUAUCGAGAGGCCGAAGCCAACGGGGACACCGAAGAGAUGUUACGACUUAUUCGAGAAGAGGUUCACGAAGCGGGGGAGAAGCAGGAUCUGCGUGAGGCUGAAUCGGCUGUUGCAAACGAGGACGUAAUACACCCAGCUGGACCCUCUACGGCCGCUCAUGGUAAUGCCGAGGUCACGGAGUCGGUCGGUGCUAUUGAUACCGUGCAAGCAGAAAAUGAGAACCAAGACAGGGACCUACUGGAGCCUCGCGAGCAAUCUGCUACGCAGAACCCGGACAAUGAAUUACCUGGCAUGGAAGGCGCACCACCCGCGGACCGACCGGAGGACGACCAGCCCGCAAGAGGCGUGGCUGAGCGGCUCGUUGAUUGGUUUUGGGGAGAUAUCACACCGGUCGAGCAUGAUGGUGAAGAGCCAGUACCAGAGGACGAUGAGCAUAUUGUCCAGGAUCCGGCAUUGGAAGACCCAUUUGUACCCCUGCAGAACCGAGUGGAAGACGAUGCGGCGGACGCUGGGAUGCAAGCGGCCCCAGGCGAUGCUGGCUUGGAUGCCGGUGAUAUGGACGCUAUCGAAGGCGAUGAUUUUGAAGGGAUCAUGGAUCUCAUUGGCAUGCAGGGCCCUAUUUUUGGGCUUUUUCAAAACGGCGUUUUCUGUGCCCUUUUGAUCGCCUUUACGGUAGCCAUCGGCAUCUGGCUCCCUUAUCUGUGGGGGAAAAUUGCUCUCGUGCUGCUCGCUAACCCUAUUGAACUCAUCAUCGGUGUUCCUAUGACUGCCGUCACUAUCGUUGCGGAUGUUGCUGUCGAUACACUCAUCGGCGUCUUGGGAUAUGUGAUGUAUUCGGUGAGCCUCUUCUGCAAGGUGCUGCUCAGUCCUCUUGGUGCUUUUGUGCCUAUUGUGGACUGGAUUCCUCAGAGCAAAUCAGUCACCAGUGCGUCGCUAUCCCUCAUUGAUGCCAGUACCUUGCGCUUGGCCAAGGUUGUUAAAGCGUUCCUCGCAUUCCACGAGUCCGACAUCCCCAUGUUCUCGGUGCUUUCACACCGAGCAUUGAAGUUACAUCAAGCCCGCCUUAUCACUCUCUUCUCGUGGAUAUUUGCGGCCACGAAAUUCAUUCUACAUGAUUUCCCACUUCGCCUUGUUACCCGUGGUAUCCCGGGCGCACUCUCGUUUGACCUGGAUCUUUCCCAACUGAAGUCCGUCUUGGUACAAGUGCAACAUGAGCUUAGUAGGAUCGCCGAUUCUCCGCUGUUUACAAAAUCCGUGUCCCAAUUUAUCAACGCAAGCGCGACGAAAGCAGCGACAACCCCGUCUGUGAAUUAUGAUCUGGCCGUGUGGGACACCAAAGACCGGGUCAUCGCAAUCUUCAUGGGCUACCUGCUUGCAUCGGCAAUAGGGCUUCUUUAUCUACGAAUCACCGGCUUGCUGGCCGGGGCGAAUCGUGGCCAGAGAAUUGAUGGCCUAGUUGCUGAGGUCCUUCUUCAGGCUGGGGGUGUCAUGAAGGUCAUUCUCAUCAUCGGAAUUGAAAUGAUCGUCUUUCCUCUUUAUUGUGGUACUCUGCUUGAUCUCGCUUUGCUCCCAUUAUUCUCCAAUGCUACAGCGGCAUCGCGACUUGCUUUUACAGGGGCGUCUCCGCUUACGUCGCUCUUCGUGCAUUGGUUUAUUGGCACUUGCUACAUGUUCCACUUUGCUUUAUUUGUUUCCAUGUGCCGAAAGAUUUUGAGAGGGGGCGUUCUCUAUUUCAUUCGUGACCCAGAUGAUCCCACUUUCCAUCCCAUACGUGAUGUUCUCGAGCGCAGUAUCACUACUCAGCUCCGCAAAAUUGGAUUCAGUGCCAUGGUUUACGGAGCCCUGGUUAUCGUCUGCCUAGGUGGUGUUGUUUGGGGCCUCCAUUUCGCCCUUGAUGGUGUCCUGCCAAUCCACUGGUCUGCUAGUGCUCCAAUGCUCGAGUUUCCCGUGGAUCUGCUGUUCUACAAUUUCAUCAUGCCACUGGCAAUUCAGUCCGUCAAACCCUCGGAUGGACUCCACGACCUUUACGAUUGGUGGUUCCACAAGUGUGCACACUUCCUGCGGCUGAGCAAUUUCCUCUUCUCUGAAAGAGUCCUCGAAGAGGAGGGCCGACAUGUCCGACGGACUUGGUGGGGUGUUUUAUCGGGAGCCCAGGGAGACUGGGUUCUGCCAGUCAUGGGUGAAGAUCAUCGGGUUGCUACCGAAAAUGAAAACCAUGACGCCUACUUCCUGCGAGACGGCCGAUACGUGCGUGCCCCUGCUUCCGAUCAAGUUCGAAUUCCCAAAGGCACCCGGGUAUUCCUGGAAGUGACCGAAGGCAACGAACGCAUCGACGGAAAGCCCGACCGGACGGAUGGACUGCAUGGCCGUCACAGCAAUAUGUUCACCAAGGUCUAUAUCCCACCCUUUUUCCGAACUCGCAUUGCGGCCUUCAUUCUCUUGAUCUGGCUGUUUGCUGCGACUACCGGUGUAGGCAUUACUAUUAUUCCCCUGGUUAUUGGUCGGCGCAUUGUCUCGUCUGUCUUUUCCAGCCCGGUGCCGGUAAAUGAUGUCUAUGCCUUCUCCAGUGGCUUAUGUGUGGUGGGCGCGCUGACAUACGUGGUCUGCUAUUGCCGCACCGCAUUACACCUGGCACGGGAGCACCUCGGCACCCAUUUACAAUCUCCCUUACAGGCUGCACAUGCCUGCAUCGGCCUGAUGAUGGAUGCUGCUCGCCUGCUGUACCUUCUCAGUGCUUCCGUAGUGCUUCUCCCUUCCCUCUUUGCGCUGCUUACUGAGCUCUACAUCCUCAUCCCGGUGCAUACCUUCUUCGGCGAUGGGCAGUCACAUGUUGUGCACAUCGUCCAGGACUGGGCUUUGGGGGUACUGUAUGUCCAAAUGGCGAUCAAACUAAUCUUGUGGAACCCCCAUUCCUGGGCCGCCGCCGCCGUCAACGGCAUCUUCCGCGACGGCUGGUUAAAACCAAACGUCGGCCUCGCCACUCGGGCUUUGAUCCUGCCCCUUUCGCUCCUGACCACUGCGGCCGUUGUACUGCCUUUGUCAUUCGGGUUUGUGGUGAGAUGGGCUGUGUUCUUUUCCCGCCCAGAGGUGCAGCCUGAUGUCUAUCGUUAUGCAUAUCCGGCCACACUGUUGCUUGUGUUGGCCGUCUGUACCGUGCAUCUGGUUCUUCGACGAGUGGCAGUCUGGCGCGUCAAUAUCCGUGAUGACGUCUAUCUGAUUGGAGAACGACUACACAACUUUAGUGCGCGGGAUGUCGGUGUGUCGCGGCGAGUGAUCACGGGAUGA
Molecule: messenger RNA, 4587 nt
Organism: Penicillium alfredii
Lineage: Eukaryota; Fungi; Ascomycota; Eurotiomycetes; Eurotiales; Aspergillaceae
Product: E3 ubiquitin-protein ligase SSM4
Exons: 2
Coding region: 1-4587 (1528 amino acids)
Cellular component (GO): endoplasmic reticulum membrane
Molecular function (GO): zinc ion binding
Source: RefSeq, a predicted model, not a curated record